Molecule: messenger RNA, 2150 nt
Organism: Solanum dulcamara
Lineage: Eukaryota; Viridiplantae; Streptophyta; Magnoliopsida; Solanales; Solanaceae
Exons: 4
Coding region: 169-2100 (643 amino acids)
Molecular function (GO): protein binding
Source: RefSeq, a predicted model, not a curated record
UUAAAUCUUCUCAUGUAUGUUUCCACUUCCAAAAGGCCACAACUUUGACCAAUAUCCGAUACCAAGCUGCUAAUUAUCUCCUAUGUAUUCACUUGCAAAUUUCACCAUAAAUACACACUAAAAAACCCUAGAGUACUACACUGAAAUUUCUCUUCAAUUGCUUCUUCCAUGAAUAUUUCUCUCAAGAAAAAAGAAAAAGUUCCAAUUACCACCAUGCCUAGUUUGGAUGAGAAAUGUUGCUAUAAUAACCCUUUAGGAUGUUUCUUUUGCAUAAUGAAGGAACCAAAUUCAUCAAUUAGAAGCAAUGGAAUCAAGAACUACUUUAAAAGAAUGCCUUUGAUUGAUGAAGAUCAAGAACUUGUGCUAGUAUUAAGUGGCCUUUGGACCAUGGCAAUGUCACAACCAAAUGACAAAGAGCUUCCAUCCUUAGGCAUUUUUGAAUGCAUGAAAAGUCUAAUCAACAAAGGUAUAAAUCAAAAAUCUUGGCUUCAAAAAAAUCAGAACAUUUAUAUUCCUUAUUACGCUUCUCAUAUUAUUGGUUCUUAUACAAUGAACAAUGCUGAGUUUGCUAUUAAAGCAUUGGAUUGUGGUGUUUUAGUCCCACUAUUGGAGCUUUUGAGAGGAAAAAUGACUUGGGUUGAACAAAGAGUGGCUAUUAGAGCAAUUGGUCAUUUAGCAAGCUAUGAAAAGACUUUCAAAGAUGUAGCAAUUUAUGAAGAAGAAAUUGUGAAAUUAGCCAUGAAAUUGGCUUCCACAUGUCUUGAAGUUGUGUACAAAGAGUUUGUUGGUGUGAAAGAUUUAAAUAUGAGGUUGAAAUAUCAUUGUGAUUUGUUGACUAGAGGAGUUGGAGGGCUAGAAAUGGAAAAUAGUAAAGCUGAGGAAUGGGCUAGUCAACUUCAAUGUUGGAGUUUGCAUCUUUUAAAUUGCUUUGCAAUUAAGGAAAGGUGUUUAAAUCUCAUUUGUGAUCAAAAUUUCUUGAAGGACUUAAGUGAAAUGUGGGGUGGAUUGGCUAAUGAUUCUUCACCAGGAGGGGUUGGAUUAAUUAGAGUUUUGUGUUAUAACAAAGAUGGAAGAAGAUGUAUAGCAGAAUCAAAGGAUGUAAUCAAGAAUCUUUGUAAUCUUUCAAGAUCUUCAGAUGAUUGGCAAUAUAUGGGAAUAGAUUGUCUAAAAUUGCUUCUCGCCGAUUCAGGUACAAGGUACAAAGUUCUUGAAGUGGCUUCCAUGUGUCUUAUUGAUUUGGUUGAACUUAGGACCCUUGGAGGCAGAUCAAAUGUUGGUAAUACAAUCACAAGAACUCUUCUUGCAGAUUUCAAACAAAGAAAGGUGAAAAUCAAUAAUAUUGGUAUUCAACAAGUGCUUGAAGAAAUAUGGAGUUUGAAAGUAAGGAAGAAAAGGGAGCAAAAUAUGAGUGAUGAGAAACUUGAAGAUAAAAGGGUAAUGGUGAGUUUGAUGAAGCAACAAGGGAACAAUAGUUUUUGGUUAGGGAAAAUUGAAGAAGCAAUGAUGAAAUAUAGUGAGGCUUUGGAGUUAUGUCCAUUGAGAUUUAGAAAAGAAAGAAUUGUGCUUUAUAGCAAUAGAGCACAAUGUAAAUUGUUAUUAGGAGAGGCUAAUGAUGCUGUUAGUGAUACAACCAAAGCUUUAUCACUUUCAUCUCCAACUAAUUCACAUGCCAAAAGCCUUUGGAGAAGAUCACAGGCAUAUGAUAUGAAAGGAUUGGCUAAAGAGAGCUUGAUGGAUUGUAUUAUGUUUGUUAAUUGUUGCUUUAAAAUGGAUUGUUCUUCAUCAUCAUUAAUGAAGAAAAAUAUGAGAAUCCCUUAUUAUGCAGUUAGAAUGAUCAACAAGCAAAUGGAAUCAACUUGGUUAUUUAAAAAUGCUCAAUUGAAGGCUUUUGUUGAUCUUAGUGAAAAAACAAAUCAACCACAUGAUGUCAUGAGAGCUACAAGAAUUCUAUUGCAAAAGAAGGGUUUCAUUGAAGGUCUUUCCAGUAUAUCAGAAGAACAUCAACUGAUUGAAAAGGGUGAAAUUAGUAGGAGAAAUCUGAAAAUUAAGAACAAGGAAAGACAGAAAAAUGUAUUCACUCAGUCAGUGCAGUGUAACUAGACAUAAUUAAUCCACUUGUUUCAUGAAUCAUAGGAUUAAAAAAUUUGCCC